UUUGUAAACUCCGAGUGUAUAAGUGCAGACUGUAGCUUAAACGAAGUCUAAAGCUCGUCGUGAGUUGACGUUUGUUCCUCGGAAAGUUAAAGGGAAAGAAUGUCUGGAGGGCUUUUAGUGACGCUGCCUCUGCAGCUGGCCUGCCAACUUAUCGGAGGAGGGAAUUCAACCUUAGACAGCAUUUCCGUCGUACUGAACGAGACAACCACGUUGCCGGAGGGUUACACAGCUUUCGAAGACGUCGGAGUUGCCUACAAAUACUACGCCAAUAAAAUGACCUGGAACGCAGCCCGGAAACAGUGCAUCGCGGUGGGUGGUGAUCUGGCUGUGAUCGACUCCUUCGACAAGGUCGGAUACGCCGCAAGCCUGAAGGAGAAGAGCAUAAACGCCCACGUGGGCCUUCACAGAUUGUUCAACAACAUAGAAUGGAUGAGCGUGAAAAGCGGUGAGCCCGUCGCUUUCGUACCCUGGAAACCAGAGGCAAACAUGAAUUCAGGAGCCGGAGGAUGCACGGUUUUGUGGUUCGACGGAAGCGGAUUGAGUCCAUCGAACUGCAGUCAGGAGUUGCCCUCAAUUUGCGAGAUUUCCUUGUUCAAAGGACACAAGCGCAAGCUGGAGGUUCUCCGGAGAGAAGAGAACGUCGAAUCGUUGCGACAGACCGAAAUAACGGUGAACACGAAGCGCGUGACAAGCUUAGGGUGAACCACUAUCGAUCAUACUGUGGCACAUAUUCCAAUAAAUAACUGUUCCAGCUAAUCGUUCAGUUUAUUUAUUCCCCCUCCCAUUUCGUUCGUCGUUUCUUUAUCAAUUAGGUACGUCAAACUCGGCACAGCUUCGGCCGGGUCAGGUCAUCGCAGAAGUUAUGGCUUCCGAUAAAGUCCAGACACAGCUGAAGUAGCUGUCGCCAGUACUCAAGUUAAACAGAGCCAAGACGUCUUUCAGACUUUAAACAGUGCCGGAGACUCGAUUGGUUGGUUUACUUCAAGUGACGAACAAACUCUCAGCAUGUACAGUCCGCUGGCCGUGCUGCCCUUGCAUCUCGCUUGUCAGCUGAUAGAUGCCGACAACUUCACCGCAACCAAUGUCAGCUUGGUCACGUUGAUUGAUCAGUCUUAGAUCGGUCGUUGGUACCGAAGGUCGCCACUGAGCUGCCUGAUGGCUACGCGGUCUUCCCGGAUAUCGGAGUUGCCUACAAAGUCUACAAGAAUAAGCUCCUCUGGGAUAAGGCCCAAAAAAUUUGCAUCGCUGACGGAGGAUACUUGGCUGUAUUGGAUUCGUUCCGGAAAGUGG
Molecule: messenger RNA, 1290 nt
Organism: Neodiprion fabricii
Lineage: Eukaryota; Metazoa; Arthropoda; Insecta; Hymenoptera; Diprionidae
Product: snaclec bitiscetin subunit alpha-like
Exons: 4
Coding region: 100-702 (200 amino acids)
Source: RefSeq, a predicted model, not a curated record